This is a messenger RNA of Benincasa hispida (wax gourd), 381 nucleotides long. The record is from RefSeq and is a predicted model, not a curated record. NCBI's taxonomy places the organism in Eukaryota, Viridiplantae, Streptophyta, Magnoliopsida, Cucurbitales, Cucurbitaceae.
AUGGGAAUUUUCAAACCAAAAGCCUGGUUAUCUGUUGCCACUGAUCUGGACACGGUAGAAUCGAGCUCCUAUAAGGAAGCUCUCUUACACCCUAAAUGGCAUUGUGCCUUGCUUGAUGAGUAUGAGGCACUCAUUCAAAACCAAACAUGGUCCAUAAUUCCUUUACCCCAAAAUCGUAAAGUUAUUGGCAGCAAAUGGGUGUUUCGACUCAAACAUAAUCAGUCAGAUGAAAUUGAUCAUUUUAAGGCCCAACUAGUCGCUCAAGGUUUCAGCCAAGAUUAUGGUAUUAACUACUUUGAAACGUUCAGCCCAGUUGUCAAGCCUACUACAAUCCGAAUUGUUCUAUCCAUCGCACUAUCAAACAAUUGGGCCAUUAGAUAG